Umbelopsis ramanniana AG is the source of this 462-nucleotide messenger RNA. RefSeq lists its product as uncharacterized. Lineage: Eukaryota; Fungi; Mucoromycota; Umbelopsidomycetes; Umbelopsidales; Umbelopsidaceae. The record is from RefSeq and is a predicted model, not a curated record. The coding region runs from base 1 to 462 and encodes 153 amino acids. The transcript has a single exon.
AUGAAUCGAUUACUAACGACUAUAUCUGCAUUUCUGCUUAUCUUUAAUUUUGUCGCGGCCGACACUGUCAACAGCCUAACGACAGCAAAAGUGCUCAUUGGUACAGAAAUAUUAACCGUUCACGCUAACAGUGCAACAUACACCAUCAAUCUCAACUCCUAUACAAAUGAGGCUAAUAGUGCAACGCAAGCAACUGUUCCAACGUGCACAUUUCAACCUUUCACAUUAACGGCAAAGCUUGGAGAUACAUUGGUCACAAAAACUAUCACCAAUGCGGAAGAAACUGUUGUGUUUGAUGCUGAUUUGCUAGGGAAGAAAAAUAGGAACGUUAUCAUGCGCUUAGGUAGCAAAGUCAUUACUGUCCCGGCAAGUACUAAUACUGUCACUAUUCAUCCCGAAAGUUUUGAUGAAGUGGUAAGGCAAAUUUUCUGUCUUCAGCAGUCGUGUGUACAGUCCGGUUAA